UGGGGGAAGCGCCGUCUGCAGAUGCCUGCCAUUGAUCGCUUGUUGGCUGCUGUUGCUGUUGCUAGAUUAGACCAAGCGUCCAUGUUAGUUUUAUUGUAGGUUAUCGUGGUUUUGUGCGGGAUUCUCAAAUCCCUCCUGGACUUAUAGGUAGUGUAUGUGUCUUGUGAUAUAAGCCGGCUGCAUGUGGAGCUCAGGGGCAUUUAUCUUCCCUCCUCAAGGAGUUUAUUACCAGCAUAUGGUGCAGACAGGCAUGACGCCGUCGCCGUACGCCACACAGUUCGCCCAGAACGGCGAGGCUGCUGGUCCUCUGAAGGCGGCGGAAGCUGGUAAAGAAGCUCCCGUAGUGCCUGGACCACCCUUCUCCCCGCCACCUGCCACUCUACCUCUCAACGGCAUCGAACAACCCUCCGUAACAAUUAAGGAACAGAGACCACCAUUUACCGAGACAGUUACAGUAAGUACACUACUUCUUAUCUGUUUGCAUCGUAUAUUUAUUCAUUUGUAA
This is a messenger RNA of Macrosteles quadrilineatus (aster leafhopper), 505 nucleotides long. RefSeq lists its product as uncharacterized. The record is from RefSeq and is a predicted model, not a curated record. Bases 182 to 505 code for a protein of 107 amino acids. NCBI's taxonomy places the organism in Eukaryota, Metazoa, Arthropoda, Insecta, Hemiptera, Cicadellidae. The transcript is spliced from 3 exons.